AACGACUCAUUUCUGAUUGAGGUUAGAAUUACGACGUCCGUCAUAGGAAUUUGAUUUCUUGCAUAGUUCUUCCCGAAGAACAUGGGUCACGAAAUCUCAUAAGAUAAUACGUCUAUAUUUUCUUUACUUCAUGUUUAUAUUCCUAAAUAUGUGCUUCAAAAAUGUAGAAUGCAGGCAAUGUUUGUAACACAUAAUAAGAAUUCGUUACAAUUGAGUGUCAUUUAUACGAGUUAUUGAAUAUACUUUGUAUAUCCAAUAUGUCAAAAGGAAAGAAAAGUGCAUACAGUAGUGAGGAAGGUAGUAGUUCAUCAGGUACCUCUUCUUCACUAUCAUCUGAUGAAGAAGUAGAUGCUAGGGACUUAAAACCAAUUAAGGAAUAUUUGUCAGAUCGUAGGGAAUUGGCUCGUCAACUUUUUAAAUCUGUUAAAGCUGAAAAGAUACAAAUGAUGUUACCUCAGACUUUAAAGAAAAUGGAUCUUGUACAAUUAGAAAAGUGGUGUGCUAAUGAAUUAAGUGGCAUGUCAAAGAGCCGUAUAUUAUGUAUUUUAAAUGGAAAACCUAUGUUAGAAUCAUCAGAUACAAGUGAAUCAGAUGAUUCAGGACCCUCUUUGGAAAUUAUCUCAGAUACAGAGGAAUGGUUUACUGAUGAUGAUAUGUCUAAAAAGGAAGAAGGUUCAAAAGUACUUAAAGGAAAAAUAAAGAAAGAAAGGAUCAAGCAAAAAGGAAAAUCUCAACUUAAUAAAAAGAAUGAUAGUAAAUCCAUUUCUAAGAAAGUUUCUGAUACUGCUUGUAAAAACAUACAAGUGAAAAAGGAGAAUGAUACAGAUAAAAGUAAAGAAAAGGAAGGUGAUAGUUUAUUGGACUUAUUAGAGUUAGAAAUGCGUGCAAGAGCAAUAAGAGCUUUAAUAAGAAAAGAGGAAGAUAUAAUACCAAAUACUUUAAAAUCUGCGACAAGUAAUGAUAUCUCAAAUGAAAAUGUUGUAGCUAAGACUGAACAAGAUGAAAUAAAAGAAAAAGAAAAUUGUAGAAGACAGUUGGAAAGAAUUAUUAGUGCUCAGCAGAACAGUACUGCUGAAGAUGAGGAUGUAGUAUUAGUCGUUCAACCAACUCCAACUAUUGAGCUACUGUCGAGUGAUAGUGAAGGAGAACCUCAUAGUGGUGUGCGUGUAAAUAAAAAAUUACAGAACGAACGAGUUAUAGAAGUCAAAGACAAUAUUAAUCAUAUUGAGAAUAGCGAUAUAAAUACUGUUCGUAGUGUAAGUAGCGUAGAAAAUUUAAAGGAAAAUAAAUCAACCAAAAGCUCGAUAGAAACACGUAAAGAAAUAGAUAGUGCACAUAAAACUGAAGCUUUUAAACGUAAUCAUAGUAAUAAUGUACCUUAUCAGGAUAAUCAAUCAAAAUCUAACAGUAAAAAACGAAAAACAAAGAAAAAGUCGCAUGUAAAAGAACAAUCGAAAAAUGUAACUUCCGAAGUCGAUACACACGAUAUAAAAUCAGGUAGUGCUCAAAAUAUUAAGGGUACAAAAAGUGACGAUUGUUUGGAUACGAAAUUAGAGGAAAAAGAGCACGAAAAUAAUGUUACAUCAAAAAUGAUAAAUAAUAAUUCAUUAUCAACUGAACAAGAGUCAAUCGAAGCAUUAAAUAUUUCAGAUAAAGUAGGUUUAGACGAAGAAAAAUCCAUUGACUUGGAUGAAAUAAUUGAUUUAGAUGAUUAUUGCGACGAUAUGGAUGAUAUAGAAAAUAGCGAGAAUGAUAAAAAUAAUAAAACUGCGGAAAGUAAAGAAUGUAAAUCACAAACGGAAUCAAAUUCGGCACAAAAGUCAAAUGGAACUGAAACUUGGGCGAGUCGUUAUUAUCAAACGGACGAUGUACAAAAUGUAAUAAAAGAAUCGAAGAUUCAGUCGGAAAUUCGUAAACGAUUAAGAGAACGUCAAAGACUUUCCAAGCUUAAUACAUCUCCGAAUAAAAAUCUUCCUUCGUCACCACCUGUAGUAGAAGCAACUAACAAUAAAAUUAUCGAAAAACAUCCAAUGGGUUCGGUCGAUGAAUAUUUGGCUUUAAAGCACACUGCCGCUACCAACUUUAGUAGCAAUAGUUGUAGCUUGAUAAAAGAUAACGUAGUAUCUGCCAAUACACAUGUAGAUGCGAAUAAGUUAAUUGAAAACAAUCAUACACCUAAUAUAUUUAAUUCUGUAUAUUCUAAAAGCCAAAUGAUCGACAAAGAAUCUACUUUAAAUGACAACGCAAAUAUUAAUGAUACAUCUGCUACGAAAAAAGAGAAUGUAGUUAACGCGAGUAACAUUAUGAAUUCCGGUUAACUUUUAUGUAAUAGAGUCAUAUUAAUUAUAUUUAUACUUAAGCAAUGAUAAAUAUAUUUCACGAGUACUGUCUUCCAACAGUCCGACAUAAAAUAAUUUUUAUACAACAUUUCAAUCCUUUCGAGUUCAAAUAAGUUAUACUUUUUUUCUGUAAUUAUAGAACAUAAAGAAAUAAUGAUACAGUAAAAGAAAAUUGAUUAUGAUUUUCAUUUGUUGUUAAACUUAUGUAGAACUAGAUUAAACAGAAUUAUAGAGAGAUAUAUGGGUUAGUUUUUACGAAAGUAUUUAUACAAUGUAAUAAGUACCUGUGAACGGAAUUCCAUUGUAGGGAUGAAAAAUUGCAUUCUUUAACAAAGUUCGGUUAUAAACUGAA
Frieseomelitta varia is the source of this 2691-nucleotide messenger RNA. RefSeq lists its product as uncharacterized. The transcript has 4 exons. The coding region runs from base 258 to 2318 and encodes 686 amino acids. NCBI's taxonomy places the organism in Eukaryota, Metazoa, Arthropoda, Insecta, Hymenoptera, Apidae. The record is from RefSeq and is a predicted model, not a curated record.